Rotaria sp. Silwood2 is the source of this 861-nucleotide messenger RNA. The record is from the annotation of a GenBank genome assembly. Lineage: Eukaryota; Metazoa; Rotifera; Eurotatoria; Philodinida; Philodinidae.
AUGGCUUGUUGCUUUAAUGUUGCCUGUUUUUUCUGUACUCUAUGUGCGUUCAUUGGAUUGGCGAGUCUUGUACAAUUUUGUUUGGGUAUCUACUUAACUUUCAUUCAAAUUGAUAUAGCUAUAAUCAAUCGUCUUAUCAAAACAGACAAAGUUGAUUCAUGUCUGGCGUAUAUUCUUAUGGUAUUUAUUGGCUUAGGUUUUAUCUCAUUAAUAUUAGUCUUAUUUUCUAUUUAUGGCAUGGCUAAACGAAAUAGACCUUUAUCAUUAUUCAUCGCUGUUUUAUGGGUAUUUACAGUUGCAAUUAAUCUUGUUAUGUUUGCUAUAUUACUUCUCUAUUAUUAUGUAAUUUUUCCGCAAUUACAUAUUUUCCUCACUGGUUCUCUUCAUCAAUCACGGUCAAUAACAAUAAACUUUCUCGAUUAUCUUCAAUCAAAAUACGCAUGUUGUGGAAUUAAUAAUAAAGAUGAUUACAAAAAUUUUUCACUUGAUUCAUUACCUUUAUCAUGUUGUCGUGUAUCAAAUUGCUGGCGUGAUAUUGGUAUUAACAAUAAUAAUGGUUCAAAUAAUACAAUGUCAUUGAUACAUACUGAUGGUUGUUAUUCAAUUGUUAAUCAAUAUGUUACUUUUGAAUUUUUGAUAAUUGGUGGUGUUACAGGCCUUUGUGCUCUCUUACAGAUAUUAGCAAUUACAUUCAUGUGUAUUUUAAAUCAACGUUAUCAAAAAUCGGAUGAUAAUCAAAAAUUUGUGAUUAGUCACUUGGGUACUGAUUCAUCAUUCAAUGAAAAUAUUAAUAAUAACAAUAAUAAUAUACAAGAUUCAUCGAGCACUAUUGAAGAAAUAGUUGAAGUAACUCAAAUUUGA